This is a messenger RNA of Tilletiaria anomala UBC 951, 687 nucleotides long. Its product is annotated as DUF1742-domain-containing protein. Gene Ontology annotation, cellular component: endosome. The coding region runs from base 1 to 687 and encodes 228 amino acids. The record is from RefSeq and is a predicted model, not a curated record. NCBI's taxonomy places the organism in Eukaryota, Fungi, Basidiomycota, Exobasidiomycetes, Georgefischeriales, Tilletiariaceae. Gene Ontology annotation, biological process: vacuolar transport. The transcript has a single exon.
AUGACUGCCCCCCGCCCCGUCAACCACUACAUCCAUCGAUUGGCCGGCACGGCGAAGCCCUGCCUUGUAUGCUACCGCCCUUCGCCACAUGUGCUCGUCUCUCAGUCAUUGCCGGCGGAGGACUUCUUCUACGUUUGCGAAUCGCACCUGUCCGAUCGGCACUUUGCCUCGCAGAUCGCUGAUCAUUCAGUUGCUUUGGCCGGCUUGCCCUGCGCCCAAGUAUUGCCAGAGAAAGUGAGCCAGGCGGAGAUCAAUAAGAUUAAGUUAGAGUACGAGGAACGGCAGAAGAAGCGAGAAGAGGCUGCGAAAUCCAAGAUUGACGAAGAGGGGAAAGAGAAAGGGGAAGGAGACAAAGCAGACAAAGACAAAAACAGGAACAAGAACAAGAACCAGUCCUGGUUUUCCGGCUUGUCGUCCCUGCUCGAUUCGUCCGCAACCGGAGAUAGUCCAUUCAGUGCCCCAGCGAAUUCAAAGCCAACGACAACAUAUGGCACUGCGCCAGGCAAGACAGAAGGUAAACAUGACCGGUACACGCUCCAUCGAGACUUCUAUAACAUGCGAUUCGACGCUUACAAGAAACGCGACGCGAUUAAGAGGGCAAAGGAGCUUUCCAUGCCGGCUGCACCACGUGGAGAACUCAAAUCCCAGCUAGCGCCGUCAAAGCCAGCAGCAGGAAGUGCAGCGUGA